GUGAAUGGUUGGAUGUUAGGAAUCCGUUGUCAAAAUAACCUCAAUAUGGGCAGAACAUGCGGUUGAUUCUUCAGCCUCAUGCGGGACUCGACUACAUCAGAUGAGUUGUAUCUUCAGCAGCAGCAGGCUGAACUUCUUACGUCUCCAGUCAGUCCAGAGAGCCAGCGCUCACAUCGAGGAUAUCCUCAGAGCAAACUUUUAGGAAAUCCAAAACGGACCGAAAUGCGAAAAGAUUAUUUGAACGAAUAUGAGCCUUUGCUUAUGAAAGGAGGCAAAGAGCCAAAAGGGUUAAAGUUCCCAAACAAAUUUCUCCUGCUGGCUAUGUUUGCGACAUGCAUAGGAGGCACAUUUCAGUGCGGAUAUAAUAUAUCCGUCAUCAAUGCGCCCACUAAGUAUGUGCAAGACUUCAUAAACCAGACCUGGAUGCAGCGUUACCAAACAGAGAUAUCAAAAGAUGGGCUCACACUGCUCUGGUCCACCAUUGUGUCUAUUUUCACAAUAGGGGGAUUUAUAGGAGUAUCAAUUGGCGGGACUUUGUCUGUGAAGCUGGGAAGGAGAGGGACACUACUCGCCAAUAAUGUGAUUUCAUUGGCUGCUGCUCUGCUGAUGGGUCUGAGCUCCUCUGCAGGCUCGUUUGAGUUGCUCAUCAUUGGACGUCUCCUCAUUGGAAUAAAUGCAGGCAUGGCUUUGUGUGUUGAGCCUAUGUUCUUGGGGGAAAUAGCUCCAACGUCUUUACGUGGUGCUAUGGGAACGGGCUCCUCCAUUUUUCUCACUGGUGGCAUCUUGUCUGGACAAGUGAUGGGCCUCAAAGAAGUGCUUGGUAAAGCACAGUAUUGGCCCCUUCUGCUCUCCACCACUUGUAUCCCAGCGUUACUGCAGCUCCAGUUGCUGCCCUGGUUCCCUGAGAGUCCACGCUACCUGCUUAUUGAUAAAGGAGAUGAGGAGAGGUGUAAAAAAGCCCUAAAUCAGCUGCAUGGCUUAGCAGGCUCUGACAGUGUGCUGGAGGAUAUCCAGAGGGAGAAGAACAAUUUGGUUGGUUUCAAAGCCAAGAAACCCUGGGAGCUCUUUGCAGAUCGCAGUAUACGCUGGCAGGUCAUCACUAUCAUUGUGCUCAACGCAGCACAACAGUUGAAUGGUGUCAACGCUAUGUACUUCUAUGCUGAUUAUUUAUUCAGACAAGCUGGAAUUGCUGAGGAAAAAAUACCUUACGCUACCGUCGGUACAGGUGCCUGUGAAUGCCUCACUGCUUUAACAUGUGGCAUGCUUGUUGAAUCUCUGGGAAGGAAAGUGCUCAUCUCAGGAGGAUACAUACUGAUGAGCAUCUGCUGCAUUUUAUUCACAGUGACGCUCGCUCUGCAGGAUGUCAGCCCAAUUUUUCCAUACUUAAGCGUGGCCUGUGUUUUUGCUUUUGUCUUAAGUUUUGGCUUGGGACCAGGUGGUGUAACAAACAUUUUGACCACAGAGAUGUUCAAACAAACCACUCGGCCUGCAGCAUUCAUGAUUGCAGGAUCAGUGAACUGGCUAAGCUUCUUCUUUAUUGGCUUGCUCUUCCCCUUUAUUGUGAUUGGGCUGCAGCACUAUUGCUUCCUGGUUUUCUUUAUCGUCUGCAUCUCCGUAGGGAUAUACAUAAUCCUUGUUCUUCCUGAAACCAAAAACAAAAGCUUUGUGGAAAUCCAGAAAGAGUUCCAGUCCAGAAGGAGUAAAGAGACCAACUCUGAUGAAGCAGAAGCUUUACUUAUAUCCACUUCCUUAUGAUGUGCCUCUGGUCCAACAUAAAAGCAAACAAUAACCUGCUCAUCUGUUAAAAACAGAUGAACAAUGAAGAUUUAUCAUCUGCACAGAACACAUCAGUUAUAAACAAUGCAAUCUACCUGUGGAGUAUUUCAAGAUGUGUCAUUGUUAUUUUGUUUUUCUGCUGAAAACUUGAACUGUAAUGAUUUGCGUUAAUUCUGUUGUGCAAAAAUGUGGUUUACACAAUUUUCUAAAAAGGUGCUGUAUUGCAGUUCUACGAAAAGGAUAAGCACACUAAAUAAAAGCUUUUGUAACUAAUGAGAAGUCUGCAUGCCACUGAGGCUCCUUGGUGUUUAAUUUUUGUAAUCCCUCAGGGGGCAUGUGAUCUGUUAGACAAAGUAUUCACUGAAGUUUUGGUCAUGCCUGGUUUCGGAGGAAAGUUAGACGAGAAUUAGGGGGUGUAAUUUAGGUCAGAGAACAUAAGAUUUAAGGCUGUUGGAAAGUAUUUCAACAGGUAUUGAGUUUCAUAUUGCUAGAUAAAAUCUAUUUAGACUGCUAUUGUAUAGAGCUUAAUUUGAAAAAGCUGUAUAUAUAUAUAUAUAUAUAUAUAUAUGUAUAUAUAUAUAUAAUUAUUUUCCAAAUGUCUUCAUUGAGAUCAAAGUCGAACCACAGUCAAAGAACUUGUUUGUGUGCACAAACGUGGUGAAUAAAGCUGAUUCUGAUUUAACAGUUUUUA
Girardinichthys multiradiatus is the source of this 2467-nucleotide messenger RNA. Its product is annotated as solute carrier family 2, facilitated glucose transporter member 11-like. The transcript is spliced from 12 exons. Gene Ontology annotation, biological process: monosaccharide transmembrane transport. NCBI's taxonomy places the organism in Eukaryota, Metazoa, Chordata, Actinopteri, Cyprinodontiformes, Goodeidae. Gene Ontology annotation, molecular function: hexose transmembrane transporter activity. The record is from RefSeq and is a predicted model, not a curated record. Bases 79 to 1755 code for a protein of 558 amino acids. Gene Ontology annotation, cellular component: membrane.